AUGUGCCGGUGGCUGCGAGUAGAAGACGAGACCACCUUCAUCUGCGGCCUCGGAAUCAGAAACCGCUGGCUCGUCGCCUUCUUCGCCUCUCUUCAGCUUCUCGUCGCUGCCGUCUCCUUCGCCCAGCAUGUCUACUCCGUCAUCAACUUCAAAAAGGUUAUUCGUUUUUCUGUAUCCAAUUUCUUUUGAUAGAGGAGUAAAGAAGGGAAAAUUCGGAGUCUUUUGUGACAAAUCUCCAAUUUUGAGUUCCAUCAAAAUCUCAGAAAUCAAGUCUUUCGCAAAUUCGUAGAGAAAACUGUUUCCAAAAAGCUCGAAUUAGGAAAAUGGAUGAGUUUGAUCGAAAGAUAUGCCGUUAAUUUUCAGAUUUUCAUGUGCUCGUUCAACGAGUCGAUAUCAGACUCCGGUCAGUUUCUGCAGCAUGACGUCAUCAUUUUCGAUUUCGGUCUUUUCAACGAACUUAUCAAGGUAUGUUCCUUUUUGGGACAUGGCCUGAACCAGGAAAUUCGAGGUUGACGAGUGCAUAGCCAACUAUUUGGACGGCGGCUACAUGCGCUGUCUUUGGUGUCUGGGCCAAGUGUUUGCAUUGGCUCUGACGAUUGGUAAGUAGGCAUAAUUACCUUCUCGAGUGAGCCAGGAAACACUCGGAGAGUUCCAGGUACCUGUGCAUUUGUCGCCAAACCGCACCCGUUGCUGUUGUGGCCGGCGUUGAUCAUGCAGAACGCCUACUGCUUCGGACUCGUCAUUUUGACUAUCGCCACAGCUGAUAAGGUCCAUUUCGAAGCUACCUUUUCAUUCUUUGUUUGAGCUGGUUAAACGGAUAUUCAUAACAUUCACAAUCAAAAUCCAUAAAGCAGUAGUCAUGAAAUAAAAUAAACGAAAACGAAGAAUUGAACAUUUUUCUAACGCAGCCGUUUUUUAAAAAUUGAAAUUGACGGUAGUGAGUUUUUCAUUGUAGCGAUUUUCCCUCUUCAUAACAUCCAAAACUUUUCAAGAAUUUUUCGCAUUUUAAAAAUAGCGAAGAAGAGAUUAGAAGAAGUAUGUUGAACAGAAAUAACCGAUUAUUGAUGAGGUAGAGAAGUGUUAUAAAAAUCAUAAUGAAAAAGAAAGACUCUUAAAAGUACAAAAUUAUUUUAAAUUUUCGAUCAUCACUAGGCUGUUUCCGUAUCUCUAACUCCGUAGAAAUACUAAUUAAAGGUUAUCUGAAGCGGGAGGCUCUUUGAGAUUCAAACCGUGGUAUCUCAGAACCAUUGAGAAAGGUUUUUUUAUUAUAAGUUUUUGCUGCGAGAUGAAAAGUGUGAAGAGUUUCAAUCACAUUUCUUGUGAAUAAUCUGGUCUGGUGAGAUUUAUUGACCAAUGCCCAGCGAAUUUCGAUAAACGUAUUGAUAGGAAUGAGUAAUUUUUUAUUACUUAAAAGACCACUGUUCUGGUUGAAAAUAAAAACGUGUUUUUGGUUUUUGGUCUAGCUCAUCAAACUGUUUAUAAAGGGAUACUGGUUCAAUGAAAAGUUAUUUUCGAAUGAAAAGGGAGAGGCACCCAAUAUUCCUCGUGAAGCUGAUCUUACUGAUCGUGAAUGAAUAAUGGAACUUGCAGCUUUUGGUGGCGAUCGUGCACCCGAUGAACGCCCAUCUCAACCUUCUCAUCUUCUAUUUCGCCGUCGGAACCUGCAUGAAUCACCUCUUCGACUACAUACUCUGGCAUUACUACUGGCACGAGGAAUUCCAGUACAUAGGCCGCACCGGCAAACACGUCAUUCCGUUCUGGGUCUAA
Messenger RNA from Caenorhabditis auriculariae, 1767 nucleotides. NCBI's taxonomy places the organism in Eukaryota, Metazoa, Nematoda, Chromadorea, Rhabditida, Rhabditidae. The record is from the annotation of a GenBank genome assembly.